AUGAUUUGCCUGGAAUUCAAAAGGAUUGUGGGAAAAGACCUGCAGCAGGAGUUUUAUUCUGCCCUUGAUGAUCACCGUACCCGUCUUAUGGAAAUCUUUAAAGCGAAGAGGGGCAACGUGGGCGAACAUUUGGCACAGCUUUUGCAGCAAAUGCAGUCACUGGAUCCCACAGAAAAAAGGACUGUCGCGCUAAGAGGGCUUCCACACCUACUCGGAGACAAUCCCACUGAGUUCUUCAAAUCAAGCUCUAGCCGAAAGAGCGUCUCUCUGCGGGGUCAGGUCCCAGGCCCGGCUGAGGCCUGCUGCUCAGAGAAAGUGCAGAUGGAGAAGCAGAUAAAUGCUGAGGGCGCAGCCUUCAAAAGGAAAGCGAAGAGUGAAGAAUGUUAA
Messenger RNA from Knipowitschia caucasica, 387 nucleotides. The record is from the annotation of a GenBank genome assembly. Lineage: Eukaryota; Metazoa; Chordata; Actinopteri; Gobiiformes; Gobiidae.